This is a messenger RNA of Neltuma alba, 1761 nucleotides long. Its product is annotated as cytochrome P450 71A1-like. Gene Ontology annotation, molecular function: oxidoreductase activity, acting on paired donors, with incorporation or reduction of molecular oxygen; heme binding; monooxygenase activity. NCBI's taxonomy places the organism in Eukaryota, Viridiplantae, Streptophyta, Magnoliopsida, Fabales, Fabaceae. The record is from RefSeq and is a predicted model, not a curated record. The transcript has 2 exons. The coding region runs from base 4 to 1566 and encodes 520 amino acids.
CAAAUGGCUCUACUUUCAACUGUCAGGCACUACUUUCCCUUGGAGCUAAGCUCCCUGCUCUUAGCACUUUCAUGCUUCAUCGUCACCGUCCUGUUUUUGUUCACUCUCAGAACUAGAACAAGUAAAUCCAAGUUGAAUCUGAAUCGGAUUCCGUCGCCACCAAAACUACCCAUAAUCGGAAAUCUUCAUCAGAUGGGCUCCCUUCCACACCGUUCUUUUCGAACUCUCUCCGAAAAAUAUGGACCUAUUAUGUUUUUACAGUUGGGUCAGAUUCCAACUGUGGUGGUUUCUUCCGCAGAAUUGGCCUCCGAAAUUAUGAAAACCCAUGACCUUGCCUUCGCUGAUCGACCUCAGGGUAUUGGUCCUACGCUCUUACUCUAUGGAUGUAAUGACAUUGGCUUUGGGAACUACGAUGAAAAGUGGAGACAGAAGAAGAAAAUCUGUGUCAAUGAAUUUCUUAGCCUGAGAAGGGUUCAAUCCUUCAAGAACGUCAGAGAAGAAGAAGCUCGGGAGUUAGUGAAUAAGAUCCGUGCUUUGUGCUCGACAGGUGCGGGUUCUGUGAAUUUGACUGACUUGCUUAUUGCUUCAUCAAAUAAUAUCGUGUCUAAGUGUGCUCUUGGGGAUCAGUUUAACACUGAGGCAAAUACGAGGAUCGGAGAGCUAGCGAGAAAGGUGAUGAUCAACCUUUUGGCUUUCAGUGUGGGAGAUUAUUUCCCUUCAUUUCGAUGGGUUGAUGUUCUCACUGGUCUGGUACCGAGGUUAAAGGCCAUCUUUAGAGAGUUAGAUGAUUUCUUUGAAAGCGUCAUUGAAGAACACAGGAGCAUGAUGAAGAAGACAAGGGAUGACCAAUUCUCCAUGAGGAAAAACUUGCUCGAUAUUCUCCUUCAACUCCUAGACGACGGCAUGCUGGGCGAUAGUUUCUCCCAAAACGAUCUCAAAUCCAUCCUAAUGGAUAUGUUUGUGGGAGGAAGCGACUCAAGUUCAGCAACAAUGGAGUGGGCCAUGGCGGAGCUGGUGAUGAAUCCCACGAAAAUGCAGAAAGCCCAGGAAGAGGUAAGACGCGUAGUGGGGAACAAUUCAAAGAUCGAAGACGAAGACAUAAAUCAAAUGAAUUACUUGAAAUGUGUGGCGAAAGAAAUUCUGAGAUUGCAUCCAGCAGCGACUCUCAUUCCUCCUCGAUUAUCCAGAUCAAGUGUGAAUCUCGGAGGGUACAAUAUUCCAGCUAAAACAACGCUGUACAUAAACGCAUGGGCAAUUCAAAGAGAUUCUGAUUUCUGGGAAAGACCUGAAGAGUUCAUUCCUGAGAGAUUUGAGCAGAACGAUGUUGAAUUCAAAGGGAAAAACUUCCAUUUCAUACCGUUUGGUUCAGGAAGAAGAGGAUGUCCUGGAAUGAUAUUUGGGGUUGCUGCUGUGGAAUCCAUGCUCGCUAAUCUCUUGUACUGGUUUGACUGGAAGCUGCCUACUGUAAAUGGCGUCACUGUUCAACACAUGGAUAUGGAGGAGACGUUCGGGCUAGUUGUGAGUAAAAAAGUACCUCUGUAUCUUCAACCAAUACCCCACUAUUAAAUAAUUCAGAACCAUAUAUAUGAAUGAGAUGACCAUUUUGAGUGUGUUUUCAUGUUAUGACUUGUCAUGGAAGAUUGUGCUAAUAUUUAGAAAUGAUGUAAAAUAUAUAUACCAUAUAUCUGUUUGUAAGUAUAUAUGAAGUGGAAGUUUGCGUCCGGGAGACUGUGAGAUGGUACUUGUAGUGAUUGUUCAAUA